UACUCUUAUGCAACCAUGAAAACCCCAGUGCAUCUGGCAGGAAGAAGGAGUCCCAAGGUGUCAUGCCAGAUGUCACCACAUGAGCUGCUGUCAGUGGCAUUUGGCAAAAUGAAAAACCACAACAAGGCCAAUGGGUUUUUUAAGGACCCAGAGGCAGACAAGCAUGACACCAUGCAAGAGAAACUAGAUUUCACUGCUCUUCUGGAUGCCAUAGAGCAAAUCAACUGCAAACAGAAUCCCAGGGAGAAGAGGGAAGCCACUGAAGAAUUGCCCAACAACAAUGAUGCUGAUCACUCAAUAUCAAAUCCUGUCAAACAGCGCUUGGUCAAACUCUUCAAUCCCUACAACACUGCUCAAAGGGAAAGAGUGCAUGAAGCUGUCAUGGCAUUCCACAAUAUGAAAGAUAAAAUCAGGCAACAGAUAGAGACACAAUCCAAGGAAAACUCCAAUAGGUUCCCUUCAAAUUAUUUGGGAGGCCCUGGGGAUUUGCACAGAGCUCCACCAGCAGUGAACUCAAGUGUUCCAUCUCAACCAACAAUGGCCACCCCUGUGAAAACACCAUCACCCAAGGCCACUAAUGGCUCCCUUUCAACUAUUGUACCUAAUGGUGCACCUCCAAGUAACCUCACUAAUGGUACCACUUCAACUACACUUCCUGAUGAUGGUACACCAUCCCUUGAACCAGUAGAACCUCCUGCUGCUGGCAAGUCAUUAACCACUGCUGCCCUGAAAACCACAUCAUCUAAAAAUAACUCUGAACUCCAAUCACCAAUCCAACAACAGACCUCUCCUCAAAAUGAACAGCACAUCAACACCAGCACAACCCAAAACAACCAAAGCAAGUCUUCUGGAAAUAUCACCAUUGCCCAAUUGUCUGCACUUCUGGACACCACCCUGAAUGCUUUAUCCAGCAGCACCCAACAUGAACCCAGCACAACAAGAACAACAAUAGAAGACUUUGCUGAUGAUGAACACACACCAAGUGAAUUCACACAUGCACUUGACAAUAACAUGGAUGACCCAUACAUGGGAAAAGUGCCAUCUGAAAUGAUGAGGCCAUUUUACAACAUGGCUCUGGCUUCAGUGGCUGCUGCUUUCCUGCUUGUCCAAAUUCUGACAUCACCCUCUCUCAUGGUAAACACUCAGGACAGUGUUGACAAUUCUGCAGGAGCUGCUGCUGUCCUCAGCACCCCUCAGCCUGUGAUUGACACUAAGAAACCUGGCCUCAGACAAGUCCCACCUUCCAACUAUGAUUUUGAGGCUGAGAAGGCAGCACUUGAGUAUGCCAAGGGCAAGAACUUGGCUAUGGUGAUGAAAACAGUGCCAAACAUCAAGUUCUUUGACUUUGAUGAUGGAACCAGUGAAGGAACCCUGCUUCACUAUGCAGCUUUCCAUGGAUGGACCAAUUUGAUGGAUAUCAUCAUCAAGCAAAAGGGCUUAAGUCCUGUCCUGGAGAACAAUUAUGACAAGCGCACACCUUUGCUGUCUGCAUGCAGAGGAGGUCGUUUGGACUCUGUGAAAUAUUGCAUAAAAAGCCUGAAAAAGGCUGAAUGGUCAGCUGCAAAUGAGAAUGGACUCACAUGUUCACAUUUUGCAGCCAGAGAGGGUCACCCUGAAGUCCUGUCCUACAUGAUUGAGUUGAACAAGUUGGCAGACAUUCCAUUGUCAGCACAGAGUCAUAAAGUGGACAGGAAACUCAAGUGGACACCCUUGCAUUAUGCUGCCAACAAUGGACAUUCUGAGUGUGCCAUAAUUUUGCUCCUGGAGGCUGGUGCUAAUCCUUACAAGAGAGGGUUCAGAAUGCAAAGUGCCAUUGAUUUGGCAAGGGCCAGGGGGGACAAGGCUCUUGUGGACAUCAUGCAUGACCCACUCAAGUUCAAAAUCACCAGCUUGAUUGAAGCCAGUCUUGGGUCUGAGAGGAAAGCCAGGGAAAAGGCAAUAACAGCACUCAGAGAAGAGAUUCUCAAGUUGAAAGAAGCCUUGGCAAGUGCAGGACCAGAGGGGGAAAAUGCAGCUGGUCUGGAACCUGGAGGUGCCCCUGCUAUGAUGCCCAGUCAUGCAGUGCCCCCUGGUGGUGGCAGCCGCAGGCGUCGCUCAGUGCCUUCAGUUGUGGUGCCACCUGUUGAACCAGUGGUGAAGAGGGACAUACGCAAUUUCCAGGGCUUUGGCUCCAUGAACAUGCACAGAUGUAUUGGAGCCUCCAGUGAAGAGAAGUGUGGACUCUCUAAUAUGGCAGCGGCCACAGGGGUCAUCAAAGAAGUGCACUCUGCAGUAGACUCUGAAAAUGAAACUAAUGUUACUAAUAAACCAGGAGAUCCCUUGGGGGUGGAAAUGGAAAGUAGUACCCAGAAAAGCAGUGAGGAUCUCAUUGCUGCCUUGUUCUCCAACACUGUUGGCCCUGGAGUGAGGUUUGCCAAAGUGCCUCAGCAGCUGAAAAAUGCCAAGAAACUAGCUGAUACUUCAGAUACCUUUGCACAAGAGGCAUUGGCCUGGGCAGAAAGCCAAGAUAAGGUCAGCUUGCUUCAGUUGCUGGGAAAUGUGACAGACCUGGAAGCUGAUGACCACUCACCACAGGGCACCAUUGCACACUAUGCUGCCUUUCAUGGCUGGCUAGACAUCUUGGAUCUAGUGGCACAUAGAGACACCAAUGUCCUGAAUCUCAAAAAUUCAUUUGACAACAGCACCCCUUUGCUCCUGGCCUGUCAAUCUGGAAAACUGGAUGCAGUCAAAUUCUGUGCCCAACAAAUGGUCUACCUUCUGGAUGCCACUGAAAACUCAAAAGGACAGACAUGUGCCCACCUUGCAGCCAAGACAGGACACAGUGAAGUGAUUUCCUUCAUGGUCAAAAAGAACAAACAAAUGGGGCUUGCUGAUGAUUUUAGAAGGCAACUGAUUCAGCCUGACAAAGACCUCUCCUGGACUCCAGUUCAUUAUGCAGCUGACAAUGGCCACCAAGAAGCAGCACUGGUUCUCCUUUUGGAAGCUGGAGACAAUCAGUAUUUCCUUGGUAAAAAUGGGGAAAAUGCUGUUGAUGCAGCUGCCAAAAAGAAGAACAAUGAACUGGUUUCUUUGUUGGAGGAUCCCCUCACAUUCAAGAUACAGCAGGUCAUUCAGAAUGCUUCUGGCAAACAAUUUCAGAACCCUGAGUCUGUGGCAGAGUUGGUUGCCAAGUUGGAACAGGCAACUCUUGAUGAAGAUGACAUUCAAAGUCUUCAUCACAUCAGGCAAGCUGAGCUGAAGCCAUCACAAGUCAUUGAGCCUCAAUCAAGAGAUGAUGCCCAAGCAGUUCUCAUUGAGUCCAAAGGACAGAAUCCAGCACCAGAAGAAGUCCAACAUGAGAUUCUUAGACUGGCCAAAGCAAGGAACCUGUCUGGUGUGAAUGAACUGCUGGCCAGGUUCACCAGUCCAACAUUUGAUGAUGGAGGCACUGAGGGUACAUUGGCUCACUAUGCAGCCUACAAUAACUGGUUGCCCCUGUUGAAGAGACUGGUGAAAGAGAAGGGAGUGUCUCCUGAAGUGAAGAACCAGUGGGACAACAGGUCCCCCUAUUUAUCUGCCUGCUGUGGUGGAAGCAUGGAAGUGGUCAGGUACUACAUAGAAGACCUGGGCUACCCAAAAUGGAAAGAAGGGAAUGACAAUGGUAUGACAUGUGCUCACUUUGCUGCUAGAGAGGACCAUCACAGAAUGCUUUCCUACCUGCUCCAGCUGUGGAAGCAAGAAGCAGGAGGUCUUCAGUUUGGUCCAGUGUUGCCACCUGAUGUAGAGUCCUGGCUGCCAUUGCACUAUGCAGCCAACAAUGGCCACAAAGAGGCCACCAUCAUCCUCAUGCUUGAGGGAAUGGCUGAUCCUUACAGAAGGAACAAAGAGCACAAGUCUGCCCUGGACAUUGCCAAGGAAAGGGGAGACAAGGAACUCAUUGAGAUAAUGAUUGAUCCAAUCAAGUACAAGAUACUUGCUUUGGUGGAUGGUGCCCUACAGCCUUUUAAGAAAUUUAUAGAUGGAAACCCAUCUUCAGCACAUGAAAUGAGGCCAUCUAGGGAUACAGCAGUGAAGACUCAAGUGGCAGCUCUGAAUGCCAGUCUGCAUUGGAGCCAUGAGAAUGUGAAAGAGGACUUGACAAAACUGAAGCUGGACUUUGAAGACCGCUUUGGCCAAUUGGGCAAAGCAAUAAGCAACCAGGCAGCAGGCCUGAAAUCACUCCAAGAAAGUGCCAGUCAGAAGCUGCAAGAGCUGGCCCAGUUUGUGAAGGUCAAAGCAAAAAUCACUGCCAAUGCUGGGGACAUCAAACACAAGGCCAUGGAAAGUGACUUCCUAGCCUUCAGGGACCUGGUGGAGUCUGAGAUCCUGCGCAUCAAGGCCAAAGUGGACACAGUGGCCUCCAAGCUGGACAACAGUGCUGAUGAGCUGAAAAAGGAGACUGACAAGGAAAGUCACAACAUAGAGGUAGUCAAGAAAGAGUUCCCCAGGCUCUGGGGCCACUUGGACCAACUCAGAAAGGACUUGAAGAAGCUGGAGGAAAAGCUUCCACACUCCCUGGAGUCCAUCAAAAGUGACUGAUUCUUUUCCUUUUCUAUAAUAAUAAGCAAGCAAAUAAAAAAUAAUCCUUCAGA
This is a messenger RNA of Notodromas monacha, 4610 nucleotides long. The record is from the annotation of a GenBank genome assembly. Lineage: Eukaryota; Metazoa; Arthropoda; Ostracoda; Podocopida; Cyprididae.